This is a messenger RNA of Phragmites australis (common reed), 2444 nucleotides long. Its product is annotated as U-box domain-containing protein 52-like. Lineage: Eukaryota; Viridiplantae; Streptophyta; Magnoliopsida; Poales; Poaceae. Gene Ontology annotation, biological process: protein phosphorylation. The record is from RefSeq and is a predicted model, not a curated record. The transcript is spliced from 5 exons. Gene Ontology annotation, molecular function: ATP binding; protein kinase activity. The coding region runs from base 123 to 2444 and encodes 773 amino acids.
UCAGGCCAUGGCGCAACAACGGUAGCCAGCUGAGGACGUACGUGCUUCGUUGUUGUGACCCGUGAGCUGAAUCGAUCCCGCCGGCGGCCGUACGUCGUGGUGGGAGAAGCCCGUCGCCGGCGAUGGGGAGGUACCAGGACGGAAGGGAGUCGCCGGACACGUCGAGCUACCCGCUGGUGGCGGUGUGCAUCGACAAGGACAAGAACAGCCAGAACGCGCUCAAGUGGGCCAUCGACUCGCUCGUCCAGAAGGGCCAGACCAUCGUCCUCGUCCACGUCAACACCAAGGGCACCUCAGGCGGGGUGGAGGAUGCCAACGGGUUCAAGCAGCCGACGGACCCGCACAUGAAGGACCUCUUCCUUCCGUUCCGCUGCUUCUGCACCCGCAAGGACAUCCAGUGCAAGGAUGUGGUGCUGGACGAGCACGACGUGGCCAAGUCGAUCAUUGAGUUCUCGGCGCACGCGGCCAUCGAGAAGCUGGUCAUCGGCGCCACGGCGAGGGGCGGCUUCAGGUUCAAGGCAGACAUCCCGACGACCAUCUCCAAGGGCGCACCAGACUUCUGCACGGUGUUUAUCAUCAACAAGGGCAAGGUCUCGUCGACGCGCAACGCCAUCCGCGCCGCGCCACGGGUGUCGCCGCUCCGGUCGCAGAUCCAAUGCCAGAGCAUCGCAGCCGUGGCGCCGUCGCAGCGGUGGUCGUCGUCGUCAAGGGGGCACGACCACGCCGAGACGCCGAGGGUGGACAACUACAUCCGCUCGCCGUUCGCCCGAGGGGGCACGGGGAACAUGAGGAAGUCGUACGCCGACCUCAGCCACCUGUCCAUGCCGGACUCGGCGGACAUCUCGUUCGUCAGCACCGGCCGCCGGAGCGUCGACCACCACCCGGCGAUGGUCCCUCCACGGAUGUCGGCCACCUCCACGGAUAGCUACGACCACAGCUUCGAGAUGUCGCGCACGCCCAGCAAGUGGGGCGGCGACUCCUUUGGCGCCAUGGACCACACCUCCUUCUCGCAGAGCAGCGCCUCCUCCUUCUGCUCCAUCGGCAUGGACGACGUGGAGACGGAGAUGAAGCGGCUACGGCUCGAGCUCAAGCAGACCAUGGACAUGUACAGCACGGCCUGCAAGGAGGCGCUCACUGCAAAACAGAAGGCGAUGGAGCUGCAGAGGUGGAAGGCGGAGGAGGAGCAGAAGACGCAGGACUCGCGGCUGACGGAGGAGUCAGCAAUGGCGAUGAUCGAGCGGGAGAAGGCGAAGGCGAAGGCGGCGAUGGAGGCGGCGGAGGCGUCGCAGCGGAUCGCCGAGCUGGAGGUGCAAAAGCGGAUCAGCGCAGAGAAGAAGCUGCUCAAGGAGGCCGAGGAACGCAAGAACCGCGGCGGCGGCAUGUCGCACGAGGUUCAGUACCGCCGGUACAGUAUCGAGGAGAUAGAGCACGCCACCGAGCGCUUCAACGAUGCCCGCAAGAUCGGCGAGGGCGGAUACGGUCCUGUGUACAAGGGCUUCCUCGACCACACACCGGUAGCCAUCAAGGUGCUCCGCCCCGACGCCGCGCAGGGCAGGUCCCAGUUCCAGCAGGAGGUUGAGGUGCUCAGCUGCAUCCGCCACCCCAACAUGGUGCUCCUCCUAGGCGCCUGCCCGGAGUACGGCUGCCUCGUGUACGAGUACAUGGCCAACGGUAGCCUCGACGACUGCCUCUUCCGGCGCGGCGGCGGCCCCGUCAUCCCGUGGCAGCACCGGUUCCGCAUCGCCGCCGAGAUCGCCACCGGGCUGUUGUUCCUGCACCAGACUAAGCCGGAGCCGCUUGUGCAUCGCGACCUCAAGCCCGGGAACAUUCUGCUCGACCGCAACUACGUGAGCAAGGUCAGCGACGUCGGACUGGCGCGGCUCGUGCCGCCAUCCGUCGCCGACACCGUGACGCAGUACCGCAUGACGUCCACCGCCGGCACGUUCUGCUACAUCGAUCCGGAGUACCAGCAGACGGGCAUGCUCGGCGUCAAGUCCGACGUCUACUCCCUCGGCGUCAUGCUGCUGCAGAUCAUCACGGCGAAGCCACCCAUGGGGCUAACGCACCACGUCGGUCGCGCCCUGGAGCGCGGCGCGCUCCAGGACCUGCUCGACCCGGCUGUUCCCGAUUGGCCCAUCGAGGAGGCGCAGUGCCUCGCUGAGAUGGCCAUCCGGUGCUGCGAGCUGCGCCGCAAGGACCGGCCGGACCUCGGCACCCUCGUGCUCCCGGAGCUCAAUCGGCUGCGCGCGCUUGGUGAGGACAACAUGCAGUACUGUGGCGCCAUCAGGGGUGGCGGCGGCAGCAAUAGCAUGCACAGCUCCCCGUUCCACAGCAAUGCCCCACGGUCACACGCCGAUAUGAUGAGCGACUCGCAGUACCCGAGAUCGGUGUUCAGCUCAAGAGCAGGUGAUUCACCCAUGCCGACACGAAGGUCGAACGCCUAA